AUGAUAUCGACAGUGCUCUUUGGCGCGCUAGCAGGCCUGACUGCAGCUCAAUCUCCCGGACAAUCUUACACCGGAGUAGCUGGAAAUAGCACUAUCGCGGGGUCUUCCCUCGGUCCCGACGCCAAUGGCAAAUAUGAGCUCUCUGCUCCGGGUAUCCGUGCAAACUUCAUUGCCUAUGGUGCAUCCAUCUCCAAUCUCUUCAUCAACGAUACCUCGGGUAUCGAACGUGAUAUCGUCGGAGGUUUCGAUAAUGCGAGCUAUUAUGGAGUAGAUAGACAACAUCCUCAUUUUGGUGGUGUACCGGGAAGAUACGCAAAUCGUAUCAAGAACUCGAGUUUUGUUAUUGAUGGAGAGACAUAUAAUGUGUUGCCGAAUGAAAAUCCGACAGCGGAUAACCCGGCGGGAGUUGAUACGCUGCAUGGUGGUCCAGAUGGUUGGGAUUGGAGAAAUUGGACUGUGGUUGCUCAUACCACGAGUUCCAUUACUUUUAGUUUGACGGAUCCAGAUGGAGAACAAGGAUUUCCAGGAGAGGUUGUUAGUUAUGUCACGUACACUUUGACUAAUAUGACCUGGUCAUUCAAGAUGAUUGCUAUUGCUACCACCAAGAAGACUCCUAUUAUGUUGAGUUCGCACACAUACUGGAACCUCGAUGGCUUCGCCAACAACGAGACAGCUACUGCUCUCAACCACUCUCUAUAUCUACCAUACGGUGGACAACGUAUUGGUACAGACAGUAUCCUCAUCCCAACUGGAGACAUCAUCGCAAAUCAACCCCAAUCACUCAACGAUUUCUGGAGCACUCCAAAACAAAUCGGAGCCAACUUUUCCAACCCAGAUUUACUAGGUAACUGUGGCGCAAACUGUACCGGCUAUGACACAGCCUAUAUUACCAACCGUGAUCCACCCACUCGUUCUGCAUGGCACACAUCCCCCGUUGCACGUCUCCGUUCCGCUUGGUCCGGUAUCCAAGUCGAUGUCUACAGCGACCAAGACGCUUUCCAAGUAUAUUCCUGCGGAGGACAAAACGGAUCCAUGGCUCUUAAAGAAACUCAAGGACUUUUCAAUGUCUCAGAUAGGCCACGUACAAUCCAGCAAUAUGGAUGUGUAGUCAUGGAAGUCGAGGACUGGAUUGAUGGAAUCAAUCAACCUGAAUGGGGUAGAAAACAAAUCUGGGGUCCGGAAGAUGGCCCAUAUGUUUUGGAGGCGAAGUACAAGUUUAGUUUGAACAGCACAGAUGUAGGAUUGUUGGGUGAGGGAUCGGGUUAA
Molecule: messenger RNA, 1266 nt
Organism: Botrytis porri
Lineage: Eukaryota; Fungi; Ascomycota; Leotiomycetes; Helotiales; Sclerotiniaceae
Exons: 3
Coding region: 1-1266 (421 amino acids)
Biological process (GO): beta-D-galactose catabolic process via UDP-galactose, Leloir pathway; glucose metabolic process
Molecular function (GO): aldose 1-epimerase activity; carbohydrate binding
Source: RefSeq, a predicted model, not a curated record